This is a messenger RNA of Phialemonium atrogriseum, 1983 nucleotides long. Its product is annotated as amidotransferase-like protein. Bases 1 to 1983 code for a protein of 660 amino acids. The record is from RefSeq and is a predicted model, not a curated record. The transcript has a single exon. Gene Ontology annotation, molecular function: glutaminyl-tRNA synthase (glutamine-hydrolyzing) activity. Gene Ontology annotation, biological process: glutaminyl-tRNAGln biosynthesis via transamidation; mitochondrial translation. Gene Ontology annotation, cellular component: mitochondrion; glutamyl-tRNA(Gln) amidotransferase complex. Lineage: Eukaryota; Fungi; Ascomycota; Sordariomycetes; Cephalothecales; Cephalothecaceae.
AUGGCACGAAUACCCACCACAGAGCUGCGCAGAUAUCUCCUCCAGGGGCAAAUAUGUGGGCAAGGUUGCCUCCACACCUGUCGAUACAGAUACCCUCUGUCUCUGUCUCUGCCUCUAUCUUUGAUCAAGUCGUGGACUCCCAAACGACAGAGAUUACACACCUCGAGCCAAUAUAAGCAAACACACCCGAGUCCCAGUACAGCAAUUCCACUACAUGAAGCGCCCCCUGCGCCUCUUCGGAAACAACUCAAAGAACAGGCAAAGGCACUCAAGGCAGCAGGAAGAAAGAAGAAGGCCAAGGCUGACAGUCAGACUGUCCCUGGGUGGGAAUUGACCGUGGGCAUCGAAAUCCACGCGCAGCUGAACACGGCAAGGAAGCUCUUCUCCCCAGCCACGGCCUCGGCCCUCAACGACACCCCCAACAGCCAUGUCGCCCUAUUCGACCUUGCCAUGCCAGGCUCCCAGCCCGUCUUCCAGAAAGAGACCCUCAUUCCGGCGUUGCGAGCUGCCCUAGCCUUGGACUGCGACAUCCAGAAGAUCAGCAGGUUCGAUCGCAAGCACUACUUCCACUGGGACCAGCCCUCAGGUUACCAGAUCACCCAGUACUACGAGCCCUUUGCGAAGAACGGGAAGAUGGUGCUAUACCCCAGGGAUGGAAUCGCCCCGGACGACGGGGAGAGUGUCGAGGUUGGCAUCAAGCAGAUACAGAUGGAACAGGACACCGCCAAGACGAUUGCCCAACCGGGCGAGACGCAUUGGCUGGAUUUCAACCGCGUUGGAGUCCCCCUGAUCGAGAUCAUCACCCUCCCCGAGAUCCACCACCCGGCCACGGCGGCAGCGCUGGUGAGGAAGGUGCAGCUGCUCCUCAACUCCGUCGACGCCUGCGUUUCGGGGAUGGAAGCCGGGGGUCUGCGCGCCGACGUCAACGUGUCUGUCCGCAGGACGGACGGCGACCCGACCGCCACCGCACUCGGGACGCGCACCGAGAUCAAGAACCUGAGCAGCUUCAAGGCCGUCGAAGACGCCGUCAUCGCCGAGCGGGACCGGCAGAUCGCGCUGCUCGAGGCGGGCGGCGUCGUCGAGGGCGAGACCCGCGGGUGGUCCCUGGGCAGCACCGAGACCCGGCGUCUGCGCGGGAAGGAGGGAGAGGUCGACUACCGUUACAUGCCCGACCCGGACCUUGGCCCCGUUGUUAUCGGAGAAGACCUGGUCGAGCACCUGCGGAGCACAAUGGGAGUCCUGCCCGACGCUGAGGCGGAUACCCUUGUGCAGACAUAUAGGCUGAGCUCCAAGGACGCCGUCUCUCUCAUGCUUUUGGAUAAUGGCGGUCGCGUCCAAUACUUCUACAACGUGUUGGACGCACUGGAAGACCGUCUGCAAACUGAAUCAGCCACCAGUGGCGAGCCAGAGGUCUCAUCGGAGGGCCCGAAGCCACACGCGCUCCUAGCUGCCAAUUGGUGUCUCCACGAGCUGGGCAAGCUUACCGCAUCAAGCAACACCGUCGACGGCGACCCAAGCGCGGCUCCCGAAGAUGCCCUGCAGAUCACGCCCACCGGCGAGUGCCGCGUCGCAGCCGGUGACCUCGCGGACAUCCUGUUCCACCUCCACCGGCGGCGCAUCACGGCCAACGUCGCGAAGGAGCUGGUCUGGGCCGUCUUCCGCGGCGAGGCCGGCGCCGGCGCCCCGGGCAACGACGUCGGGAGCGUCAUCGAGAGGGGCGGCCUCUGGUUCACGGAGCUGUCGGGCGGCGAGUACGCCGAGAUCGCCGACGCCGCGGUGCGGGGCGAGGAGAAGGUGCUGCGGGAGUUCCGAAAGUUCCGGGACGGCGGGCUGAGGGCGUAUCCGCAAGGGAAGCUCAUGUUCCUGGUCGGGAAGAUGAUGCGUCUGGGGCCCGAGGGGAGGAUGGAUCCUAGGUCUGCGGAGCAGGUCAUGAGGGCGAGAAUUGAGGAGAGGUAUCUACCGGGGCUUGACGGUGGCUCUUGA